GGUUGUUGAGCCGCUGUUUUCAAUUGUUUGGGCUGCUGUAACUGGCGCUGUACGGGCGGAGGGGGGCUGAAUCCGGCGGUAGAUCAGUAAUGAGGAGUUUAUUUUAAUUUAUAUGUUUUGUUUUAUUUGGUUUGGUUGUUUUAAAUCGAAGUUUUAGAUGUAGGAUUUAUAAGUACUCCCCGGCUCCAUCUCUCUCAGCGGGCUAUUGGAACUACUCCAACCAGCCAUGGAAGUUGGCACGGUGGUGCUAGAAGAAAUGAAAUUCCGUGGAGUUGAAUUUGCUGUAAAAGUGGAAUUGCAAGACCGAUUACUUACAGUAGAGAUUUCUGAUGUUCUGACGGCGGACCAAUGGAAAGGGGAGUUUGAUCCUGCCUACAUUGAAGACCUCACCCGUAAAACUGGAAAUUUUAAACAGUUCCCCAUAUUCUGCAGCAUGCUGGAGUCUGCAGUCAGUAGGUCUAGUGAGUCGGUGACGCUUGACCUGCUGACGUACUCGGACCUGGAGCUUCUGCGGAACAGGAAGGCAGGUGUUGUGGGCAGGCCUCGGGCCCAGCAGCAGUCCCCGGCUCUCAGUGCUAAACGCUACCUCAUUCUGAUCUACACUGUGGAAUUUGACAGGAUACACUACCCCCUACCGCUCCCAUAUCUUGGUAAACCAGAUCCAGCAGCCCUCCAGAGGGAGAUCAGGGCUCUGAGGGCUGAGCUGAAUGCCUUAGGGAAGAGAGGGGAGCAUAUAGUGACGGAUCAGGAGACCCGCAGACUGCGUGCAGAGUUGUCUCUGGUCAGGGAGGAGAAGGAUGCGUUGGCCAAGGCUCUGGAGCGGCUGCAGAUGGCUGGGGCUGGCCCGACCCCUGGGGCUCGUGGGCUCAGGGAAGCUGUGCGCAGCCUGGAGGAGCAGCUGUUGAGAGAGAGAGCAAAAAGCCAGCGCUCAGCCACCAAAAGAGGACAAGAGCAGCGCCACCUUAUGGAGCAGUUGGAGGAACUCCGGGCGUCUGAGCGAGCUCUCCGGAUACGGGUGAAGAGUCUCACUACGGAGCUCGCCUUGCUGCGUCGAGGCAGGGUCACCCCAGUUGUGCCAGGCCGGAGUGGGUCCAGGGGUGAAGGGGAGUUUCACCGCUCGUCCUCCAGGGAGCGCAGUUUAACUCGAAUAGGGGUGAGAGCUCGCUCAGGGUCCAGGGAGAGGUUGGAGGAUCGAGGCAGGAGGUCAGAGGAGAGAGGCAGGAGGGCGGACUCUAUAGGAACACGCAAUUAUAUAUCAAGACCCUCUCCAUCUCCAACAGGGUCUCGGGGGCGUUUUGACCCGACAGCAUACAUUCAAGAGAGACAACGACGCCAAAGAGAGACAGACCUCAAGAACUUGGGCCUUUCUGUGAGCAGAAAUAUGGUUUUCGUUGAAAGUCAAAGGAAGGUCAGGAGGGACAUGUUGGCAUCGCCAGCUCUGAAUGAAAGGGGGCGUUCACGGUCCAGAGAACCCGUGCCUCAGCUAAUCCGAGCGGGCAGCCUGGGCCGGGGCAGGAGUCUGUCUGUGGAGAGCAGGAGGAGUCGGCACUCUUCUGGAAGCUCUAUAGUAGACUUUGAAGAGCUUGCCAAGCCCCUGAAUGGCAGAGGCCGGAAAAUGGUUUAUAAUGGUCCAACUAUGACUAAAGGAAAACACUUGAACAAAAAGCCAAUGUGUAGCACUCCAACACAAAGAAUGAGAGAAAGUUCCAUGGACACGGGAGCCGACCUCUCAGAAAUCGAUGCUCGUCUCCAGGCCCUGCAGGAGUACAUGAGAGACCUGGACACAGGACACUAACCAUGAUAUUAAUUAAUGUGCUCUUCUUCUAUUUAAUUGCACAGCUCUGCAUCAGCACGAACAAUCACUUCUUUAGCACACUGAUUUAUUCUGACCAAAUGCAGAUGAAAACCUACACAUACAGCUGUUUCAAGGUGAAAGGAAAGAUAAAAGCCUCAAGAGACUUUACUAUCUGAUGCCAUAAUAAGUAUGUACAGUGUGUUUGUCACCCCCUUUAAACUGUGAAACUUGGCCUUGCUAUGCAAAAGACUGUUACCACUUCUUGACUUGAAGGACCUGGGGGUGUCCCAAGAUAUGCCACCAGAGACAUUUUGACAGCUGUUUGUAUGUUGUACUACAGUUUUUUACGAUUUUGUUUGUUUUUUAAAAAUAUUUUUAUAUGAAUUAUAAUUAUUUUUCCCUUUU
Astyanax mexicanus (Mexican tetra) is the source of this 2200-nucleotide messenger RNA. RefSeq names its product coiled-coil domain containing 61 (gene ccdc61). The transcript is spliced from 14 exons. The coding region runs from base 227 to 1795 and encodes 522 amino acids. The record is from RefSeq and is a predicted model, not a curated record. Gene Ontology annotation, cellular component: centrosome. Lineage: Eukaryota; Metazoa; Chordata; Actinopteri; Characiformes; Acestrorhamphidae.